AUGCGAAGAUCGUUGGAGAAACUUUUUUUUCUGCUGGGUUUUUUCCCUCUCCGCCCGAGCUCUCGGCUCACUCGCGCUCCGCAUCAACAUCACCCACUUGGUCUCGAUCUUUGCUGCCAAUUUGUUAAAGCAUUGAAGCCACUCUCCUACUUUUGUGAUUCUCUGUGCUGUACUCUAUCAAAGCUUCCAAUUGGCAAUUAUCUCCCCAACCACCGGGUCAAAACCAGAUCUGCCACGAGCAAACUAUCCGACCCAUUGAUCACCCCAUACACUCCUCAAAUCGAACUUCGGUCCUCGAGAUCGACCUCCUCAGUCCCAAUGACUACCCCAUCCACAUCUUCCGAGGCUUCUCCAACGAAUCCCCCCAGACAAAAUAAUCUUCGCAACCCUCUUCCGCUCUCAGCCCCCCAAGAACAAGAAGUGAAAUUAUUGUACUACAAGCGUGUACGAAGCUAUUGCGCCCCGGAGAUUAAAGCAUUUGCCGAGUGCGCUGUUAACCGCACUAUUACUGCAACAUGGGUCUGUCGCCAACAGCGUCUCGCAAUGAACUCAUGCAUGCUUGCCCAUGCAAAGCCGGAAGAAGAGGACCGCGCACGUGAGGAGUGGUUCGCAGGGAUUGAAGAGCGCCGUCGCGCACGCGAUGAGGAGCUUGCGGGUGUUGAGAGGCGACGUGCGGAAGUCGUCGCCAUAAUGCGCGAAGAUGAGACUCGGAGGAAAGAGAAGAAAUGA
Messenger RNA from Penicillium salamii, 729 nucleotides. The record is from the annotation of a GenBank genome assembly. Lineage: Eukaryota; Fungi; Ascomycota; Eurotiomycetes; Eurotiales; Aspergillaceae.